Messenger RNA from Prunus avium (sweet cherry), 801 nucleotides. The record is from RefSeq and is a predicted model, not a curated record. NCBI's taxonomy places the organism in Eukaryota, Viridiplantae, Streptophyta, Magnoliopsida, Rosales, Rosaceae.
GUUCUCAAUCACCCAAAGCAUCGGCAAAAUCAGAUCCAAAGCAGCAAUAUUUCAGACCACUCAACCAUGGCAUCUCAAACUUUGCUCUCUCUUCUUUUGGUCACUGUCUUCCUAUCAGGGGCUAAUUCAGCCACAUUCACAUUCACAAACCGUUGCCCCUAUACAGUUUGGCCAGGAGCCCUAACUGGGAGUGGUGCACAAUUAUCUUCAACCGGAUUCGAGUUAGCAUCCGGCGCCUCCUCGUCUUUGGAUGUCCCUUCUCCAUGGUCCGGCCGCUUCUGGGGUCGAACCCAGUGCUCCACAGAUGCCUCAGGAAAGUUUAUUUGUGGCACUGCAGACUGCGGCUCUGGUCAAGUUGCAUUCGGAUGCAAUGGUGCUGGUGCAAUCCCACCAGCAUCGUUGAUAGAAUUAACUCUGGCCCCGGGUGGAGGGCAAGAUUUCUACGAUGUUAGUCUCGUUGACGGCUUCAACGUGCCUCUCGAAUUAGCCCCACUAGGAGGGUCUGGUGGAUGUAGCACCACAAGCUGCCCAGCUAAUGUCAAUAGUGUUUGCCCUGCAGAAUUGGCCGUAAAAGGGUCAGAUGGGGGUGUGAUUGCAUGCAAAAGUGCAUGUUUGGCUUUCAACCGGCCGGAUUAUUGUUGCACCGGCACAUUCGGGAGCCCUAAUACAUGCCCUCCUACCGAUUAUUCAAAGAUAUUCAAGAGCCAGUGCCCUCAAGCUUAUAGUUAUGCUUUUGAUGAUAAAACUAGCACUUUCACGUGUACUGGUGGACCUAACUAUGCGAUCACUUUUUGUCCUUGA